This is a messenger RNA of Thamnophis elegans (Western terrestrial garter snake), 2592 nucleotides long. Its product is annotated as 40S ribosomal protein S27-like. Gene Ontology annotation, cellular component: cytosolic small ribosomal subunit; ribosome. Gene Ontology annotation, molecular function: structural constituent of ribosome; RNA binding. The transcript has a single exon. Gene Ontology annotation, biological process: ribosomal small subunit assembly; translation. Lineage: Eukaryota; Metazoa; Chordata; Lepidosauria; Squamata; Natricidae. The record is from RefSeq and is a predicted model, not a curated record. Bases 1985 to 2344 code for a protein of 119 amino acids.
AAAGAAGGAACUGAGAGGGGUGGGGAGGAACCACUGUCUCUCCUGAAGUGCAAGCUGGGAGCGUAGUAAGAAUUUUGCUUAUACAUAUGUAAAUACUUGUGAUUAUCUCAACUAUGCUUUCUUUAGGAGCAUGAAGCCAACUUUCCGUAGGAAUCCUAUCCUUGCCAGACCCCAAAGGAACGGAAUAAAAAAGACAUGCAGCCAAAUAAAUAGAUGCUUAGUAAAUUAAAUGCUGCACUUUUUUUAGAUCCUGCAUGCUUUAAGCAUGACUGUGUCUAUAAAUAUUAUAUAGAAGCAUUAUGGACUUAGCGCAGAUUUAAAUUUUAUUUACUAAAUCAAAAUUUGAUAGAGUAUGCUGGACCUUCCAGUAAAAAGGGAGAGUAAACAUUAGGGCUGCGCACAGCAUAGAUUGCAAAGAUUUCGGUUCUUUCAUUAUACAAAUAUUUGUAAAUAGUUUGUAGGAUUAAUAGUUUCUCUCUAAACAGCAUUGUCCAUGAGGUAUUUUGUAGCACAAAAAACUGUGGAAAAUAUGUAAAAGAAGAGAAGAAAUGUGGGUCUGUAAUCCUUUGUUCACAAUGUAAAUUGGAGUGGCAUUACUACUUGGUCUUUUUUUUCCCCCAGAAUAAAAAGGGAGGAGAAUCCUUUGGAAAUGACAAAGGCAGCCAUUCAGCUUGUGGUAGCUGAUAAAACAAAAGAAAAUAUUGACCUUUCACUCCUCCUGGGUCUUCAGACUGGCUGGCUGUUUUUGUGUAAAACAAGGACAACAUCUUCUAGUCUUCAACUUGGAUUUUGCAGCCAUGCUCCACAUUCUUGUCCCUAGGAAUGUUUCCUCAAAGAAAGGCCUUAAGCUAAAGUCACACUAAAUCUGUGCUUAUUUCCAGAAGCUGGCCUUUUCAAGUGAAGUCUUAGAUCACUGGAAGAGGAACAUGACAGAAGCGCUACUGUGUACACUAAUAUCUUUUCUGUGCUGAGAAUGUAAACAUGGAGAAACUUCAGAGUAGGGAAAACUCCAAGCAGGUUUAUGAGAGAAAAAAAAAUGAAGAACUACAGAUUCAACAAGCAAAAUGAUAAAGAGGCUUAAAUAUGAAUUUAGAUAUUGAUGUUCCUAGAGAAUUGGUUUCAAAAUUAUGACUUGGAUUCUUGGGGUUCUCUGAGUUUCAUUAUCCCUGCAGGGGUUUCUUUCUCAAACCCCAAGACCCCAACCAUUUAAUUCUGAGCUACAUAUAUUUUCUACUUUUGAAGUCCUAGUUUCCAUACAUCUCCAAAUUAUACUUUCUAACUAUGCUUUAAGAAACAAGACAUUUUGCUUUGCAGUAGAUACCCAAGAGAACAAACACAAGAUAAUUUCAACCUCUAAGUCAGGGGUGUCCAAUCUUGACAACUUGAAGAUCUGUGGACUUCAAGUCCCAGAAUUCCCCAGCCAGACAUGCUGGUUGGGGAAUGUUGACAGUUGAAGUUCGCAAGUCUUAAGCCUUCAUGUUCAGUUAAAUAUAAUUUGUUGAAGCAGCCCUGAUACAUCUGUAAUAUCUUUGGAUUGUGUACUAUAAAUGUGUACCAGGUGGAGGGUAGCCUAGAUGUAUCCAAUGACUAAGUAUGCCUGAUCAUACUAUCUAUCGUGGUCCCGUUCUCCCAUACAUGAUGUAUUUAUUUAAUAUAUCAAAUCUAGAAAAUGGUUAUCUUAUUCACUGACUGUAGUGAGUAAGUAACUGUAGUAACAGUUUUCUUUGAUUAUUUGUAAACAGAAUGGGAUGGCAUUUUCAAGAAAAUUAGUUUAUCAGGACAUCACAUUCCUCAGAAAUCAAUGUUAUGCUUGAACAUAAAAUUUGAUUUUAAAAAUCAUUGGUCAUUUUAGGAAACAAGGUAGUAUGUUCACAUGAUGGCAGAUCUCAUCCAAGUUACUUAAGUUUGAUUUCAGGGAAACAUGAAAGGAAAUUCAAGAAGAAUCUUUGUGAAGGUGUUUGGAUUAAGAAACUGAUUGUGCCUCAUGGAGCAAAUAGACAAAUUAAACAACAUUUUUCCAGCGCAAGCUGCAUUGGGGAUGUAUUCAAACGAGUCCCUUCAAUUUGGCCAUCUUCCGGUCUGCAGCUGCCUCCAUGUGAAGAUGGCACUCACAAAGGACCUCCUGCACUCCUCCCCCGAAGAGGAGAAGCGGAAGCACAAGAAGAAGCACCUGGUGCAGAGCCCCAAGUCAUACUUCAUGGACAUCAAGUGCCUGGGUUGCUACAAAAUCACCACAGUUUUCAGUCAUACCCAGACAGUUGUGUUGUGUAUCGGCUGCUCGACUGUGCUGUGCCAGCCCACUGGUGGAAAGAUGAGGUUAACAGAAGGAUGUUCUUUCUGGUGAAAGCAACAUUAAACAGUGGACACUUGCCACGGGAUGGGUUUGGGACUAUGGGCACAGUUGUCGGUUGUGACCCGGGGUGUUUCUCCGGGGCACCGAUGGAAGUAUAUUAUGGAAUGGAGUUGUGGGGGGGGGAUAUGUAGAGUUACUUUUGAGGGGUUCCUUCCCCUUGUGGCUUUGGCACUGUCCUUGUAGCCUUACCUAUUUCAUUCAAUAAACUUUGGAAGUGUGUGUGUGUGUGUGUGUGUGUG